Fusarium coffeatum is the source of this 2115-nucleotide messenger RNA. RefSeq lists its product as uncharacterized. Bases 1 to 2115 code for a protein of 704 amino acids. The transcript has 2 exons. The record is from RefSeq and is a predicted model, not a curated record. NCBI's taxonomy places the organism in Eukaryota, Fungi, Ascomycota, Sordariomycetes, Hypocreales, Nectriaceae.
AUGGGCCGUACGCCGGCCUAUAUCUUUGUCGUCAGGCACGGCAACCGUCUUGACGCUGCGGACAAGAAAUGGCAUCUUUCAUCUCCUACUCCCUAUGAUCCUCCUCUAACCUACGGCGGCUGGCUUCAGGCCAGAGCCGUUGGUAAUCAAAUUUCCAGCAUUCUUGAACAAGCCAAAACCGAUUACGAGUCGAAAUCCAAAGACACAAAGAGGCGGCGUCGAUUUAAAGUUGUUAUUCAUAGUUCGCCCUUUCUACGAUGCGCCCAAACAUCAAUCGGAAUUAGUUCUGGGCUUGCCCAGACUCCCCAUGAGUCGCCCUACCGCCCGAACGACAUUUUGGUUUCUGCCACUGGCCCGCCAAAGCACUUUCGAUCUACAAUAUUACGUCUCGACUCGUUCCUUGGAGAAUGGCUAUCCCCCGAAUACUUCGAACAAAUCACUCCGCCUCCUGGCGCCGCUCUCAUGCUAGGAAGCGCAAAGGCUGAAUUACUAAGGCGUGAAGACUAUAGCACAUUGACAUCUACGCCUGCUCCCGCACCCGCCUCCAGGCCUCAUAGAGGUUCUACGGCUUCUCUUUGGAAUGGUUCGCCAGCCGCCAGCCCGUCUCUCGGGCCCAUGAGAUCAGGAUCCGCGGCGGAGGGCUCGGCGGGCCCGGCUAUGGCAGCAGCUUUGACAGGUCAGCUAGCUAGCCAAUUGAUGAAGAAGGGAUACACAGUACCAAAGCCCAACUACGCCAUUUCGAGCUCCGGAAAGAUUCCAGACGGAUUUGUGGCCCAUGCUCGUGACGAGUGCGUCGUAGUGGAUUACCAAUGGGAUUCGAUGAGAGCUCCGCUGGAUUUUGGAGAUGGUGGCCAGCUCGGCGAAGAGUGGACAGACAUGCACAAGAGGUUUCGACGAGGUCUGAAGAAGAUGGUGGACUGGUAUGCUACAACUGACGCGCCGGACGAGAUGGUCACGCAAGCUGCUGGAGCCUCACAGGAGGGUACUAGUAACAACUCGACCGUCUCCGAGGAUGAAGAUGUGGAGACCGUCGUUAUUCUGGUGUCGCAUGGCGCUGGCUGCAAUGCUCUAAUCGGUGCCAUUACCCAUCAGCCUGUGCUUAUGGAUGUCGGGAUUGCAUCUAUCACCAUGGCAGAACGGAAAGAAGAUGCUGAUUACAAUGCUCUCUUGGCUGCAUCAGCCAACGCAACGCCGGACGAGCCUCACGUCUCGCCCCAUCAGAUGUACGAUAUCCGAAUGUCCGCAAGUACCGACCAUUUACGUUCAACCACCUCGACUCCAGUAUCAGCCAGAUCAAACGCGGCCGAUUCCUUCCCUACCACAAUCCGCGGUCGCAAGCCCAGUAUCAGUGAUACCGAGGGCCCUGGUCCGCUUAUUGGCUCAUUUGUCUAUUCCGAUCCUAUCAUUCCUGGAGGUAGUCGCAGUGUUUCGGCUAGUGCAGCUUUUGGGUCAUCGCUACGCCGAACAUCAGGCUCUCAACGGCCUCUAAACCGUGGACCAAAGCUCGGCACAGCGGUGGCAGUAGAAACGGCGGCAGCGACAACAAAGAAUGACUCCCCGAGAAGCAACUCGCCAGGCGCCAGCACACCUUCAUUUGGCUUAUGGACCCCUCGUUCCUCAUCCCUCAGGCUUAUGGAUGAUGGCAGUGACGAUACUUCCGACAAAGAAGAUUUCGACGACGUCCUACCCAAUUUUGGCCGCUUCGACGUCAAUGUUGAGAACAAGAAAGAUGAACCUCGGACUUCGGCUCCAGAGGUCGCUUCAAGCUUACCCAUCCAAUCGUCACUGCCUUCUUGUUUCGAGCUCAAAUCCACAAAUUCGUUGACUAUGACCCUGCCACCAGCGGCAUUCACCUCAUUGAGCUCGUUUUCUUUUCCUUCUAGUGGAGAAACCACCCCGAAGGCGACCCCUCGGGGUCCUAUACUGUCAGGUCCGAUCCGAAUAAAGACGGAUGGUCUGCAUGACCUCGACAAGCCGGUUGAGGAGCUCCAGAUCGCACAGCUAGGGGACGGCCUUGGUGGUCUUUGGGGCCUUCCUCGACCUCCUGGUGAGGCAGAGCGUUAUCGCGAUGUGAGCCUCUCCAAACGACGCUGGACGACUACCGAGCGUGCUUAA